GAGCAGCCACGAAACGAGGUGCUAUCUGCUACGACUGCUACAACUACUUCUGAUACUAGACCGAAAAGGACUUCUACGAUUCCUACCCGUUGAACAAGCAACCUCAGUUUCUGGAAAACCACCGAAACAAGGACGACGAACGAUCGAAUUCCGGCGAAAAAUAAUCGGAAAUGGGCUCGGCGGCUACCAAAGAAGAUAAGAAUCAGCCAAGUUCUCCGGGGAAGGUUGCUGUUGUCGGCGCCGGUGUCAGUGGGCUGGCUGCUGCGUACAAGCUGAGAUCGCGUGGCUACAAUGUUACUGUGUUUGAAGCUGAAUGUAGUGCUGGAGGGAAGCUGAGAAGUGUUUCUCGUGAUGGUUUGAUUUGGGAUGAGGGGGCCAAUACCAUGACUGAGAGCGAGGUGGAGGUCACGGCAUUGCUUGAUGAACUCGGACUUCGAGAGAAGCAACAGUUUCCGAUUUCACAGAACAAGCGGUAUAUUGUAAGAAACGGAGUUCCAGUGAUGAUUCCUACAAAUCCACUUGCGUUGAUCACGAGUAACAUCCUGUCCACAAAAUCAAAGCUCCAGCCUGACGUUUAAGCUCAGGAAAAUGAGCUGAUCCUGUGUUCUUCUGAUUGCAGAUUCAGAUAAUCCUGGAGCCUUUUUUGUGGAAGAAAAAUGAACCUUCAAAAGUCUGUGAUGCUUAUGCAGCAGAAAGUGUGGGAGAGUUCUUUGGGCGACAUUUUGGAGAAGAGGUCGUUAACUAUCUGAUUGACCCUAUGGUUGCUGGGACAAGUGGAGGAGAUCCUGAAUCUCUUUCUGCGCAACAUUCUUUUCCCGAGCUGUGGAAUCUUGAAAAUCGGUUUGGCUCUAUAAUAGCUGGAACAAUCCAGGCAAAGUGGUCAGCUAAAAAGAACAAGGGUGGAGAAACCAUGGGUUCUGAGAGGAAAAAACAACGUGGUUCAUUUUCCUUUAUUGGUGGAAUGCAGACACUUACUGAUAGACUGUGCAAGGAGAUUGAGAAGGAUGAGCUUAAACUAGGAUCAAAAGUUUUGUCACUUGCUUACAAUUGUGACGCCAAAUCAACCCCAGCCAACUGGUCAAUUUCAUAUGCAUCUAAUAGUGACAAGCCGUCACACUGUUCAUCCUACAAUGCUGUCGUCAUGACGGCACCACUGGACAAUCUGACGGAAUUAAAGAUUACAAAAAGUAGAGAAAUCUUUCCACUGGACUUUCUUCCCAAGGUCCAGUAUAUGCCCCUCUCAGUGUUAAUUACUACUUUUAAGAAAGAGAAUGUUAGGAGGCCGCUUGAAGGGUUUGGGGUUCUUAUCCCCUCUAAGGAGCAACAAAAUGGUCUAAAGACCCUUGGUACUCUCUUUUCCUCUAUGAUGUUUCCAGACCGUGCACCAGAUGACCAAUAUCUCUACACAACCUUUGUUGGUGGAAGUAGAAACAAGGAACUAGCAAAAGCGUCGACGAAUGAUCUCAAACAGAUAGUUACAUUUGAUCUAAGGCAGCUGUUAGGAGUGGAAGGAGAGCCCACCUUUGUCAAGUACAAACAUUCCUUUAUGAAUUUGUAACAAGCCUUUGCAGUACAUUUUUUAAUAUCAACGGAAUAGCAUGUUCUCAUACUACGCGUGGUAUUCUGUUGGCAGUCAUUUUUACUGGAGCAAAGCAUUUCCCCUUUACGGGCGGGACUAUCAAUCCGUACUAGAAGCAAUAGACAAAAUGGAGAAAAAUCUCCCGGGAUUCUUCUAUGCAGGUAACCAUAAAGGUGGACUGUCUGUUGGCAAAUCAAUAGCCUCUGGUUGCAAGGCAGCUGAUCUUGUAAUCUCCUAUCUGGACUCUUCUUCUGACAAUAUGAAGCCAAAUUAA
Messenger RNA from Linum tenue, 1853 nucleotides. NCBI's taxonomy places the organism in Eukaryota, Viridiplantae, Streptophyta, Magnoliopsida, Malpighiales, Linaceae. The record is from the annotation of a GenBank genome assembly.